Messenger RNA from Pseudovirgaria hyperparasitica, 274 nucleotides. RefSeq lists its product as uncharacterized. The transcript has a single exon. Lineage: Eukaryota; Fungi; Ascomycota; Dothideomycetes; Acrospermales; Acrospermaceae. The coding region runs from base 35 to 214 and encodes 59 amino acids. The record is from RefSeq and is a predicted model, not a curated record.
CGCAUUCACCAAGGCACAUAGCGGCAUAGCGAGGAUGGAUCACGAGGUGAGCUGUGCGCGAAUGCUCUUAGCGUGCAUAUACCUGAUGUUGUUGCCGACAGUCUUAACAAACAAUCACUUUCAUACACACGUUUCUCCUUCUGCCCCUCCAGUACCGCGCAGAUUGAUUGUCAGGCAGCGCUGUCACGGACCUGAAGCAGCUAUGACUUCAUGAGCACCGGUCUAGUCAACCAUUCAUAGCAAAGCAAGCAGUCCUCAAAAAAACACUCUUAAA